Penicillium nucicola is the source of this 1731-nucleotide messenger RNA. Its product is annotated as NRAMP family metal ion transporter. Gene Ontology annotation, cellular component: membrane. The transcript has 2 exons. The coding region runs from base 1 to 1731 and encodes 576 amino acids. Gene Ontology annotation, biological process: intracellular manganese ion homeostasis; iron ion transport. NCBI's taxonomy places the organism in Eukaryota, Fungi, Ascomycota, Eurotiomycetes, Eurotiales, Aspergillaceae. The record is from RefSeq and is a predicted model, not a curated record. Gene Ontology annotation, molecular function: cadmium ion transmembrane transporter activity; manganese ion transmembrane transporter activity.
AUGAAUUGCCCCUCGCGCACAGAUGACACGCUCCAGAAUCCGAGCUGGAACCAGAGCCCACCGCCCUUCAGUCCAGAUACCACGACUCGCAAUGACUUCAAUGGCCUGGCAAAUUCACGGGUCCAUCGCAGACAUGCCAACUCGGCCAACUCAGCAGGGGACGACACGUUAUCGAUCAACGAGGGACCGCGCAGUCUGCACGAUCGGGAUCCCGAAAAAGAAAAAGGACCCAGUGGCGAAGUGAUCGCUGCUCACUCGGGAGGUGAUUCACCCCCGAGGACCAGCGGAUCACCUCGCCGUCCAUUCUUAACCUAUUUCAAAGACUCUGCGCUGCACUGCGCCCGUAGUCUGGCCAAGUUCGGCCACUUCAUUGGGCCUGGUUUCCUCAUUGCGGUUGCAUAUAUUGACCCAGGCAACUAUGCCACAGAUGUUGCGGCCGGUGCGGAGUUCAAGUAUGCCUUGCUGUUUAUCGUUCUCGUUUCCAAUCUGUUUGCUAUCCUGCUGCAGUCCCUGUGCAUCAAGCUAGGUUCUGUGACGGGCCUGAACUUGGCGGAGAAUUGCCGAGCUCAUCUGCCCAAAUGGAUGGUGAUUACACUGUAUAUCCUGUCCGAGGCGGCCAUCGUGGCUACUGAUAUUGCCGAGGUGGUUGGAUCGGCGAUUGCAUUGAACUUGCUCUUGAACAUUCCCUUGGUGGCUGGAUGUGCCAUCACCUUGGUUGAUGUUCUGUUUAUUCUCAUCUUCUAUCGACCCAAUGGGGCGAUGUGGGGACUACGAUUGUUUGAAUUCUUCGUCAUGGCCUUGGUCUUAGCGGUGGUUGUUUGCUUCUGCAUUCAGCUCUCCCUCGUUCAUGAGCAGUCUAUUGGCGAAGUCUUCCGGGGUUACCUGCCUUCCUCGGCUAUCAUUCAAUCAGAAGGUCUCUACCAGAGCUGUGGAAUCCUUGGCGCUACAGUUAUGCCACACUCCCUCUUCUUAGGGAGUGGAGUGGUUCAAUCUCGACUGAAAGACUUCGACGUCACAGCCGGUUACGUACAAUCCACGGUGCCCCUGGGUAGCACUGGCGGCGAAGUCGAAUACCGUCCUUCCAUUCAUGCAAUCCGAGGUUGUAUGAAAUAUUCGAUCAUUGAGCUGGCCGUGUCCCUCUUCACCUUCGCACUGUUCGUCAACAGUGCCAUUCUCAUUGUUGCCGGAGCUGCCCUUUACCAAGUCCCUGGUGGUGCUGAUGCCGACCUCUUUGGUAUCCACAAACUGCUGUCUUCGUCAAUCGCACCCGCCGCCGGAUUGGUCUUUGCCUUGGCUUUGCUCUUGUCGGGUAUCUCUGCUGGUAUUGUUUGCACGAUUGCGGGACAAAUGGUCAGCGAAGGAAUGCUCAACUGGACCAUCAGACCUUGGCUUCGAAGACUCAUCACUCGCUCCAUCAGUAUCAUUCCUAGUAUCAUUAUUGCUGCAGCUGUUGGUAAGGAUGGUCUGAACAAGACUCUGACAGCGAGCCAGGUUGUUCUUAGUGUUAUCCUGCCAUUUGUUUCUGCUCCGUUGAUCUGGUUCACCUGUCUCAAUCGCUACAUGACUGUGAAGACAGAAGAGCCCAGUGAGCAAGUGGGUGAAGUGGAAAUCACCGAAGUUCCCAUGCGGAACAAUAUCGUUACUUCAGUCAUUUCAGUCAUUGUGUGGGUCAUCAUCGUUGUGAUGAAUGUGGCCCUGCUGGUUUUACUAGGCAUGGGCAAGGCCUCUUGA